Molecule: messenger RNA, 2936 nt
Organism: Mya arenaria
Lineage: Eukaryota; Metazoa; Mollusca; Bivalvia; Myida; Myidae
Exons: 3
Coding region: 1559-2416 (285 amino acids)
Source: RefSeq, a predicted model, not a curated record
UAUUUCUUCAACCGAGUUGAAUAGACCAUUAGCGAUUUACAUAAUCAUAAAGAUAGGUUUAAACGAAAUAUUAUGUUCAAUGCAUGGUAUAUCAUGAUCGCGACGCUAAUGGUUUAAGUGAGAAGUUUAUACGUAACAAUGCACUUAACGAAAUAGACAAGAUAGUGGCUUUAUCUAAAAGUACUAGAAGGACCAUAUCAGGACAGUUUUUUAGUGGGUCAAGUGAUCCAGUUUGGACCUUAAAACAAACGGAGCUAUAUUGCAGAAAGAUUGUCCUGGGGAUUUUGAAGAUGGUGUGAGUUUGUGUCGCGAGUUAAAUACUAAACAGAGAGAGCGAUUAUUGACUAUUUUGUACAGACUGAAUCUGAGCUUAACAGUGAUUUGGACUGCUGAGUCGGAUUUGCAUUGGCAGAACUUUGAAAAACUCGGUGGAACACACGCUUUGUGAAAAUAAUUAAUACUAACAGUUUAUGGUAUUGUUUAGUGCGCAUUUUUUAGACUAGGGGAGUCUUUUUAAGGGAAAUGAGUGCUAUAAUACGUACGUUUGAGACAUAGGUAUAACCGGAAAAAAGAAGCUAACUAGACACUGGGAAAUGUUUCUGGAAUGUUUUCGGAAGGCAGUCAAAGCAUUUAUUGUGUUAUGAAAUAUAAUAACUUUAAAUUAUUAGUUCAAGAGGUGCUAAUGUGAUGGAAAACGUUGGCUUUAUGAACAUGUGUUAGGGUUUCUGGGGAGCCGAUUCAUUAUAUCUCAGUUUUGAUGGAUAUGGUUUGUGUUUCAUGUUAAACGCGAUAUGGGCCAUAUUUUGUAAUUAAUAAAGCAAUGAUUCGAGACAGUGUUUAAACCAGACUGGAGGACGAUUUUUUAUGUUCAUUUCUGUGCAUAAAAUUAAAUGCAUUAACCGCCAUUGCAUCGGGACAAUUAUCGGUACACGCACGACUAUACUUAGAAUUUUAAUUUAAUUGUUGAAACAUAUCGCGGUUAAAUGUGUAGGAAAGACAGCAAAAAACUCGAAAAACAGUUUGAAACUGAAUAACAAAGAAUAUUUCAACAUAGCAAAGACAGCAUAAGAUAGUGAAAAAAUCUGCAAAUAUAAUUUAGAUCGUUUAUAUCUUUAGGUCACUGAAAUAUUCGCGUUAUCAGUGGAAGGGCUUUCAUGUUCCUUGCCAGGAUUUGAAAUAACUGUGUCUCUAAGACCUUAACGAUUGUCACAAGAUUUAUAAUGUGGAUUUAGUCGUUUGUUCGUGUUCAUCUAGUGCCUGUUAAGAAUAAGUUUAUUGCGGAUGUCUUAUAAAUAAUAUGUGACAAGGGAUCGAACGUGUGUGAAUUUGGAGUGCAGUUUUAAAGCUGAGUAAACAUCAUUCACUUUUGAGAGGCGCUGUAGGAAAACUUGUAAACAUUGAAAGAUGAAAAUUGAGUUUUUAAAGUCACAUUAGCUCAAUGAUGGAAUUAUUGAACUAGGACUUAUUUGUAUGGAGUAAAAGUGGGAACAUCGUGUUCCAAAGGGAGUGAUUAAGUUUUAUUUAUAAACCUUUUUUUGGAAAUGGAAAAUAAAAAGCAAUGGUGAACAAUAACUAUCAGGGACCACGGUGGUCAUUCAAGGACAGUGUGGCAGUGGUCGUAGUGAAACUGGUUCUACUAACAUCUUUGGUCACGUGCGAUAAGGUUCCAAUACCAAAGUUCCAAGACCUCAGGGAUAACUAUCCUGGCUACGCUCAUUACGGUGGUUCAUAUAGAAACCAUGACCUUCUUGCUCACCUUGACCUUCACAACACAUCCAAUCUUCUCAUACACGACACGAGUGCCUUGAGGCUCUCGGAAAGUUUGAAUCGAAUCGGAGGAGUACAUUCGUUAGGAACUGAACUUAUUCGACUUUCGAAAUAUGGUCACGAUAGUGUGGAGGGGAUAAACAAGAUGCAGUAUAUCUAUCUACCAAUAGCCUUUGGGCCCUACCUUGCUGAUAAAUAUGGCUAUCCAAAUAUAACCAAAAUCCACAUGACUGAUCCCUCAAAAACAAAAAAUACAUUUUGGGGAAAGCAAGGUAUUUUAAGAGUGAUUACAUAUACUGUGCAUGGCAAUAAGCCAAAGGGACAUGUUGCAUUGUGGGACUGUAAUCAUUUUUACCAAUCAAAAGACUGGAUAGCAGAAAAUAGUUUACUUACAGUGGAAUUCUGGGAAUCGCCAGAUUGCUGCUGUACGGUUGACUGUGAUAAACAAGUCGACCAAUCAACUUCAGUCAAAGCAGAUGGCAUUGCUAGCCAAUCAGAUGAGCCGUUACAAAAUGACGAGAGCCAAUCAAAACUUAUUACAGUUUUAAAAACAGGUCACGUGUCAUCAAAGGAAAGUUCAUUACCGGAAACAGAUUUAUCUUCAAUUAUGAGGCAUUCUUCACAUAAGAAGGGCCAUAGGGUUUCUUGAACAUCGAUGAGGAUUUAUAUAACAAGUUUUUUAUUCUGACAGUAUUCAAAAGCAGCUUCCAGAAGCAAAAUCAAAUGUCUUCCAGAUCAUAGAUCUUAACCCCCGAACAUAAAUUGUGCAUACUUUAAUAUAUUUGAUUCACUUAGCACUUCGUCUUAGUGGAAGCAUGGUAUUUAAUAUAUAUAUAUUUGGCAUCUACUUGAAGGCAUUCUGAUGUAUUCAACAUAUUUAAACUAUUGUCUUAAUACUUGAAUACGCAAAUUAUUUACAGUCAAUUUUAUUAGAUACAGUCUUUGUUUAAACAUUUCCAUCGUUAAGUAGACUCACUCGGCCUUCAUGAACCGAUUUUAGUUUUUUCUGGCAGCCAAUUUUUCUUGUGCUAUCUUGAUAACAAUAAUCCUAGUCAGAUAAUGUUUUGUGCAUUGCUCGUACAAUUAUGUUAUAUAAUAUGUGUAUAUUAAUUGAAUGUCAUUUUAUGUCUGAAACUCCCAUGCUUGUAUGUAUAAAUUGUUAACUAUUA